This is a messenger RNA of Dichomitus squalens LYAD-421 SS1, 423 nucleotides long. RefSeq lists its product as uncharacterized. The transcript is spliced from 2 exons. Bases 1 to 423 code for a protein of 140 amino acids. Lineage: Eukaryota; Fungi; Basidiomycota; Agaricomycetes; Polyporales; Polyporaceae. The record is from RefSeq and is a predicted model, not a curated record.
AUGCUCGUGCUCGUGCUCGUAUACGUACCCGUGCGCGUCGGGCCCGGCGUGCUCCUUGCUCAGGAGCUGGAGCAACUUGGGUCCUCUUUACCAUGUGGAGGGUCUUCGCUUCGCCUGCGAGGCCCUAUGCGCGUAAACGAAUUCGCACCUUCACACUCACGGUUGUUCAAAGACCUCAUCACAGUCACGAAGCCGAACAAGCCGUUCCAGUACACGGCGAAGGGAACGCCCCGUCGUCACGUCUCACUAGAUGAGUACGCAGAAGAGAUCGAAGAGCUGUACAAGAAGCUCGAAGAAUCCUCACAAGUGGAUAUCCCUGUUCCCCCUUCCUGGUCAGCUGAGACUGUGCGAACGUACGUCCGAGGGGUGGUCAAGAAGGUUAUGAAGGUGCCCAAUAUCGAAGAUGACGAAGACCUGUUCUAG